Messenger RNA from Hevea brasiliensis (rubber tree), 1385 nucleotides. RefSeq lists its product as uncharacterized. The record is from RefSeq and is a predicted model, not a curated record. The transcript is spliced from 2 exons. Bases 128 to 1210 code for a protein of 360 amino acids. Gene Ontology annotation, molecular function: nucleotide binding. Lineage: Eukaryota; Viridiplantae; Streptophyta; Magnoliopsida; Malpighiales; Euphorbiaceae.
AUAAUAAUAAUAAUUUUUUACUGUAGUUUUAUUUUUAUAAUAAAUAUCAUUAGAGGUGACUGAAUCUCAGCUCACUCAGGCGAAAAACCAAGCCAUAGCACUGUCAUCGUUCUCCCCACAUAGUUUAAUGGCGGAAACGGUAAUCCGUUUUGGCAUAAUCGGCUGCGCAGAGAUUGCCCGAAAGAUCUCUCGCGCGAUUAUCCUCGCACCCAACGCCCAACUCUCUGCCGUCGCCAGCCGCUCGGUGGAAAAAGCGGCGGCCUUUGCUAAAGCUAACAACUUUCCUCCCGAUGCCAAGAUAUAUGGCUCCUACGAGUCCCUCCUCGACGACCCAGAUAUCGACGCCGUCUAUGUUCCUUUACCCACCAGUCUUCAUGUGAAGUGGGCCUGUUUGGUAGCUCAGAAGAAGAAGCAUAUCUUGUUGGAGAAGCCUGUGGGACUCAAUGUUGGUGAGUUUGACAAAAUUUUGGAUGCUUGCGAGGCUAAUGGAGUGCAGAUUAUGGAUGGUACCAUGUGGAUGCAUAAUCCCAGAACCAAGAAGAUGCGAGAGUUCUUGGCUGAUAAGGAGCGUUUUGGAGAGCUCAGAACGAUACACAGUACUUUUACAUUUGCUGGUGAUGAGGAUUUUCUGAAGAAUGACAUUCGUGUCAAGCCAGAUCUUGAUGGUCUUGGUGCUCUUGGAGAUGCUGGGUGGUAUCCUAUUCGGGCAAUCCUCUGGGCCGCUGAUUAUGAAUUGCCAAAGACUAUUAUAGCCUUGCGUGGACCUAUUUUAAAUGAAGCGGGUGUGAUUUUGGCCUGUGGGGCUUCUUUACAUUGGGAAGAUGGCAAAGUAGCAACAUUGCAUUGCUCUUUUUUAACGCAUUUGACCAUGUUUGUUACUGCAAUUGGAACAAAGGGAACUUUGCACGUUGAUGAUUUCAUCGUUCCUUUUAAUGAGAAGGAAGCCCCUUACACUACAUCUUCAAAAUCUUGGUUCAAUGAACUUGUGACAGGGUGGGAACCGUUGCCAAGCCAGAACAUGGUCUUCGUAGAUCUCCCUCAGGAAGCUUGCAUGGUGAGAGAAUUUGCUAGGUUGGUUGGAAAUAUCAAGGUGAAUGGUGCAAAACCUGACCAAACGUGGCCAACUCGCAGCAGGAAGACGCAACUCAUACUGGAUGCAGUAAAGACAUCAAUUGAGAGAGGUUUCGAGCCUGUUGAGAUUGCGAAUUGAUUGAGGCUUAUCCUGCCUGUAAGUGUCUGUUUAUUUGAUUCAGAAUUCUCUUCAGUGCAAGCAAGGUUGUUGUUGUUGUUGUUGUUCUGUCUAAAUAAUAUCUGUGGAUGUGUGGCCUCCCAAGGCUUCUUUCAAUUUGCAUUUUAUGUGAAACAGGAGUACCUUCUUUGGUUUA